Messenger RNA from Pseudophryne corroboree (corroboree frog), 1379 nucleotides. RefSeq names its product estradiol 17 beta-dehydrogenase 5-like. The transcript has 10 exons. Gene Ontology annotation, cellular component: cytosol. The record is from RefSeq and is a predicted model, not a curated record. Gene Ontology annotation, molecular function: aldose reductase (NADPH) activity; ketosteroid monooxygenase activity; steroid dehydrogenase activity. Bases 1 to 1017 code for a protein of 338 amino acids. NCBI's taxonomy places the organism in Eukaryota, Metazoa, Chordata, Amphibia, Anura, Myobatrachidae. Gene Ontology annotation, biological process: steroid metabolic process.
AUGUUCCUUGUUGCAGAGAGACCACCAUAUAGUGCGGCUCUCUGCUCCCCCCUCCCCCCUCCUCCUUCUCAACUGACUUCACACUGCACGGAGAGGAAGCUGCACGAGGAGCCUGUCAGCGGGGAGAAGGUUCCCAAGAGCUUGGCGGAAGAGGGUGUGAAAGUGGCUCUAGAGGUUGGAUAUCGUCACAUUGACUGUGCAAGUAUUAACGACAAUGAGGUAGAAGUUGGGCGGGCCAUCUGUGAGAAGAUUGCGGAUGGGACAGUGAAGAGAGAGGACGUGUUCUACACUGGGAAGCUGUGGUCGACCUCCCAAACCCCGGACCGAGUCCGUCCAGCUCUUGAAAAAUCUCUGAAGGACCUGCAGCUGGAUUACAUGGAUCUGUUUCUUAUCCACACCCCUCUAGAAUUUAUGCCUGGAGAUGAUCCAUUACCUGUGGAUGAGAAUGGAAAAUACAUCUAUAACAACACAGACAUCCGUGAUACUUGGAGGGCUAUGGAAGAGUGUAAGGACGCCGGGCUGGUUAAAUCCAUCGGAGUUUCCAAUUUCAAUAAACGCCAAAUAGAACUGAUCCUCAAUAAUCCGACACUGAAAUACAAACCGGUCUGUAAUCAGGUAGAAUGUCACAUUUACAAAAACCAGAGUAAAAUGCUGGCGUUCCUCAAGUCACAUGACAUAGCGCUGGUGGCGUUCUGCGUGCUGGGGUCCAGCAGGGAUGAGAAAUGGAUUGAUCAAAGUGCCCCUGUGCUAUUGGAAGAUCCGGUACUAGUCAAUAUAGCGGAGAAGUGCGGCAGGACCCCCGCUCAGGUGGCAAUAAGAUACAUGCUGCAGAGGGAAAUUGUCGUCCUGGCAAAGAGCUUUGACCCAGCUAGGAUUAAGCAGAACCUUCAAGUCUAUGACUUCCAGUUAAGCAACAAAAUAAUGAAGACUUUGGAUGCGCUAGACAGGAAUAUGCGCUAUAUAGUUACUGACAAAGUAAAGGACCAUCCCAAGUACCCAUUUCAUGAUGAAUAUUAAAGGUAUGAAGCCAAGGCCUGAAGAGAUGUGACAACUAAGGGACUUUAUCUGGGAGGACCAAUAGAUGUGAGAAUUACUGUCCAGUAUUCUGAGCUAGUAAAUAUAGUAUAAUAAACAGCCACAAAGCAUUAUAGUUCAUAGUAAAAAAGAUCACACAAUACAGUUCUUUGGGAAAAUCUGGGGGUGACCAUAUGAUAAAAGGGAUGAGAUUGUAAAAAAAAAUACCUCAUCGGUUCUAACAUAUAGGCAGACGCAAGAAAUGCCAACCUUUAUUUCACAUCCAGAUUUGGGGAGAACAUGGGGACAACUGCUUUUGUGUUGUCUGCUCUUAUACUGUUCAUUAAAGAGUGUCACAAAAUGUA